CCUGGCCGGCGGGGAGGAAAGUAUCUGCUCCGCUGAGGGGGUAAAGGAGGAGCUGGAGACAGAUUGUGGGGCUGAGCGCAGGCGGACCAGAGGUGACGGAGCUACCAACGGCUCCGCUCUGCUAUAUGAAAUAUGGGAGACGACAGACCGUUUGUGUGCAAUGCCCCAGGCUGUGGACAGAGAUUUACAAACGAGGACCACCUGGCAGUUCAUAAACACAAGCAUGAGAUGACAUUGAAAUUUGGCCCAGCCCGAACUGACUCAGUCAUCAUUGCAGAUCAAACUCCUACUCCGACUAGAUUCCUCAAGAACUGUGAGGAGGUGGGGCUCUUCAAUGAACUAGCUAGCUCCUUUGAACAUGAAUUCAAGAAAGCUGCGGAUGAGGAUGAGAAAAAGGGAGCUUCUGGGCCUCUGGACAUGUCUCUGCCUUCCACCCCAGACAUCAAGAUCAAGGAAGAGGAGCCAGUGGAGGUGGACUCAUCCCCACCUGACAGUCCUGCCUCCAGCCCCUGCUCCCCACCACUGAAGGAGAAGGAGGUUGCCCCAAAGCCUGUUGUGAUUUCUACCCCGACACCCACCAUCGUACGUCCUGGCUCCCUGCCUCUCCACUUAGGCUAUGAUCCACUUCAUCCAACCCUUCCCUCCCCAACCUCUGUCAUCACACAGGCUCCACCGUCUAACAGGCAAAUGGGGUCUCCCACUGGCUCUCUCCCUCUCGUCAUGCAUCUUGCUAAUGGACAGACCAUGCCUAUGCUGCCAGGGCCUCCAGUACAGAUGCCUUCUGUUAUAUCGCUUGCCAGACCUGUGUCCAUGGUACCAAACAUUCCUGGUAUCCCUGGCCCACCAGUUAACAGCAGUGGUUCAGUUUCUCCCUCUGGCCACCCUGUGCCCUCAGAAGCCAAGAUGAGACUGAAAGCUUCCCUCACCCACCAAGUCUCCUCAAUCAAUGGUGGUUGUGGAAUGGUGGUAGGCACUGCCAGCACUAUGGUGACAGCCCGUCCAGAGCAGAGCCAGAUCCUCAUCCAACACUCUGAUGCCCCAUCUCCUGCCCAGCCACAGGUCUCUCCAGCCCAGCCCAUCCCCAGUACCGGAGGACGCAGGCGGCGCACAGUGGAUGAAGACCCAGAUGAACGGCGGCAACGAUUUCUGGAGCGCAACCGUGCUGCAGCCUCCCGCUGCCGCCAAAAGCGGAAGCUGUGGGUCUCUUCACUGGAGAAGAAAGCAGAGGAACUCACUUCUCAGAACAUUCAGCUGAGUAAUGAAGUGACAUUACUACGCAAUGAGGUGGCUCAGUUGAAACAGCUACUGUUAGCUCAUAAAGACUGCCCAGUCACUGCACUACAGAAAAAGACUCAAGGCUAUUUAGAGAGCCCCAAGGAAAGCUCAGAGCCAACGGGUUCUCCAGCUCCUGUGAUUCAGCACAGCUCAGCAACAGCACCUAGCAAUGGCCUCAGCGUUCGAUCUGCAGCUGAAGCUGUUGCCACCUCAGUCCUCACUCAGAUGGCCAGCCAAAGGACAGAACUGAGCAUGCCCAUGCAGCCACAUGUGAUCAUGACCCCACAGUCCCAGUCUGCAGGCAGAUGAUGCCUUCCCUGGUGGAGAGGUCCCAGCCAGAGCUCGCCCGCCCAAGAGCCCAGAGAGAUGUCAUCCUGUCCCCUCCCAUCCACCUUGGACAUGGAAACAUGGGGGGCAAAAUUGUGUGUUGUGAGUAUGUAUAGACAUGGGGCUUUUCUCUUAGCCACGUGGUCAUGUACACUUGAUAUUUGUACUGGGGGCAUCCCAGCUGCAGAACCACCUAGAUCACCCCUAGGGUGGCGUUUCUGAUGUACUCACAGCCUCAGACCUACCCAGAUUGUCUGAGCAAUCGUCCAUGCCCUGUGCACGUAUAUCUGUCUCUUUAACACUAACCCUGGCACUUCUAGGUUUGGGGUUUCUCAGUUCUUCUCACUAAGCUGUGGCUGUUACCUUCUUGUUCCUUACCAGCAUGCCAGUUCCUGCUAGACAGAAGAAGGCUGUCCCAUCCCUAGCGCCCAUGGACUCAGGACUUUGUCCCCCAGUAGCUACUAAUUUAUCCCUUUUCCCCUUUCCAAAUUCUCAUUAAAACAUUCACUUACGGAGAAUGUAAGGUUCCUUUAGAUGUAUGAAAUAGCAGUAUUGCCCAGCUCUCCCGUGAGGUUUAUUCCUUUUCCCUACUGGCUACCAAAAAAGAAAGAGAGGAGACAGACAGAGAGACAGAGACAGACAGACAGAGGACAGACAGACAGAGAGCAAGUGAGCAAAAAGAAACAAGCAAAACUCCAAGAGUUGUUCUCCUUUUUCAUCUAUUUUCAGAAGUAUUUGGGUACCUCAUUUUGUCCUCAACCUGACUUUCCCUAGUCUAGUAGUAUCUUGACUUUGCCACAACUUCUCCACUGAGCCUUAGCAACCUCAUCAUGUGGCCUUAUUGUCAAGUUUCACUUGGCAGUGAAAACAGAACUAGGCAGGGAUCUUGACUAGUGAGUCCCUCAACCUCCAUCCUCCUUGACUUGUAAUCAUCAGGGCAGACAGGAACAAAAGCACGUAAAGCUUGUUCCCAGGUUACUGGAUUAACUCAUUCUUUUGUUUCACAGAGUUUACUGGCCAAAGUUAGGCACAUUGUCACUUCUGGUCACCUUAAUGCUCCUGCCACUCUUCAAUCCCUGUCCACAUUACUGCCUCUCUCUAUCCACUGUAACUAGCUCAGUCAGCCUUCUGGAGACUGUCACGUGGGGCACUCUCACUCUUCCUCCAUCUCUCAGCCUCAUGUGUCUUUUCUGAGCUAUAUCCUGUACCAGUGCCCAUCAUUUCUAGACUACUUUUGCUCUCACACCAGUUUCCUAGUCUGCCUAUUAGGUCUUCCUGGUCCUGCACAGCUUCUUCAGCUCAUUUCUGUCCUUUGCGCUAAAAUGCAAUACAUACUUCUCCCUAGUACACGCUCUAAGACUGAAGCAAAAUUGCCAGGGUUCAAUGGCCAAGUGACCUGAGGUUGAGUGGAAGGGAGGGAGGGAGCGCAAAGGUACAGUACUAUUCUGAGCAGGGAAGGUGAUGGCUGGCCUGCUGGGAAAUUGUAGACUGUGGCUGUCAGCCGUUCUUCAAAAAUCUUUAGAGUUGGGUUUCAGAGGGAGAAAUUCAUUCCCCUGUUCCUCUUCCUUCGCCAUUAGGACUUCUCAUCUUCUCUUGGCUCUGAACUAUGCAAUUUUUACAAGGCGAGAGGACAAAAUCCAAAGCCACAGGCCUGUGGAUAGAUAGGUCAGUUUUAAUAACCCCUUAGUAUGAAGCCCUUCCAAUUGUCCCAGGGCCACCUGCUGCCAUCUGCCAAAGCCAAGAAUGUCCUUUUCUCCAAGAAUGUCUUUCCUGCCUCCAUCUUAAACAUACCAAGUAACUGCCAGCUUCUUUUCUUACUUUGUCUUCCAAAAUUGGCUGUCAUGGGGAAAUGCACGAGAUUCACAUCUCCUCAGAAUGAUACCCCGGCAAGCCAGUCAGGUGAUGCGCUCUGCUGCCUUUGCUUUAAAUUCCCUGCUCUUGAUCGCUGGUGCUGAACGAGCCAUACCUGGGGAAGACAAAGGAAAGCAACGUGGUUUUCUUAACCCCUGUCGCCAGGGACCGAACAGGAAAAGCCCUGGGGUGCUGCAGCUAGCAAGUGUCAUGGCAGAUGGUCAGGAUGCAGGCCUCACCUCAAAGCAGAGGGACUUUGCUUCCCUUGAAACAGUCAGAGCCAUCACCUGUGCUCAGGACAUUUCAGAUAGUUGCUCCCAGGGCUUUUUUUCCACCCAUUUUUGAAUCUUGUUUCAUUUCUUACUGUCCUGAUUUCCCACUAGCAGCCUUUCCCUAUAGCAUGACUAAGUUUAUGGCUCCUAAGGAGCUUUCUUCAUUAGACCUUUGUCUGUUUUUCUUCCCCCUUUAGUCAAGUGUUUUUAGGGUUAAAAUCAGUUUGUCACUGCACACACAACCUUUGUUGAUUAGCUCUUUGUAGAGGGAUUUUUUUUUUUUAAGUUUCUUAGCCCCAUACUUAAUUCUCUUGAGUUUUUAAUCAUUUUCAUCAGCAAGAAGUUAGUAUUGGACCUAAAUGAGGGCCUCUGCUAGAACCAUAUAGUGAAGCAGCACUGAAAUGAGGAUGGGGCAGGACAGAACCACAGGGACCUGGGGGUGGCCUUGGGUCUGCCUGAAAAGGCAACAGCAUAGUCUCUCACUGAAGCCUUGCAUUUGGUUAAGGAGCCCCUCACUCGUUACUGCUGCCAGCCUUGUGGUCACUGUGCGCUGGCCUUUGCCUUCCAUGCUUACCUGGACCAGAACCAGAUACCGUACAGGGUAUUACUCAGUCCUUCUCAAGGCCAUGGGCUUCCUGGGGUCUAAGGACCCUUUGAAAAAGGAGACAAGUGUGGACAUCUUAGGGCUCUGCCGAAUGAACACAGGACCCAGGCCCCUACGUCACUCUAGGCAAAGGGGGUGAGACCCAGGCCUUCUGGCCAACACACCCACUGCCCCACUCUCUUAACAGAGCCUCUCACACAACCAAGGCAGACUAUACACGCUUUCCUGUGGGUUGGACACCCCACACACAGCUCCUUCCUGCCUCUGCUCCUCUCCUUGCCCUAAGCACUAGCCCAUUUACAGGGGUUUGUUAAAGAGGAGCUGGGCCAGCUGAACUUGCCUUGCUGCCCCCCUUCGCUGUCCCUGUUGUAGCUUUCAGCUCCCUUCUGACUGGCCUCUAACUCCUCAAGGGCCUGCCCUCCAGCACCUUCCCCUGCCUGUGAACCACCAGGCACCAAAAAUCCUUCCUCUGCUCUGGGAGGCUCCCUGGCUCCACACCAAGAGGCUCCUUGCAGGUGCUACCCCAUGAGACAGCUUCCCACCAAAACCUCGCCCCUUCAUAAUCCCUUUCCACCCAAGUCAUUUUCCCAUUAAUAUUAUACAUUGUAUACACAGAGAGGAAAUAUGUUACUUAUUUUUUUCAUAGUCUGUUCCAAUUUCAGUCCUCCUCACUAUAUCAUAUAUCCCUUCUAUUGAUAAGCUCUUUCUGCUUUCUUAGACUUAUGUUUGACCCAGGUGGGAGGCGUGAAAGAGCCGGACAGGUGAGGGUCCCCACACCCCACUAUAGCUUCCUUAAUCCUCCGCCCCUCUCCAAGCACAGAACUGAACUGUUUGUAUCUGCACAGAUGGAUGUGCACAGACAAACCCCCACCCAGCCAGCAGGCGUGGGCAUAGACGACUGGCUGCUGGCCAGCAUUCCCACCCUCUGCGCCAGUUGAAGUUUCUUGUUUGGGGUAAAAUCCUACCUCAAGAUGAGAAAAGGUUGGGAGAAGGGGCAGGGUAAGGCUGCUUAUGUCCACUGUAGAUGGCAGUGUGCAUUGCAGCUCCUAAAGCUCAUUUUAGUUUUUUAAUGGGGCUGGGCUGCAGCACAAAGGGAUCGUGCCCAAGCUGCUAGUGACUGGUGUUUUAGCUGUAAGUGGCCAUGAGCACUAGUGUCACUGACUUUACCUUAGGGCAGUGGUUCUCAGAAAAUGGUCCAGGGCUACCAGCAGAGCAGCCCAACCUGGAGCUUGUUAGAAACGCACAUUCUCAGCCACGCCAGACCUCCUGAAUCAGAAGCACUCCAAGUGCUUCUCAUACACACUAAGUUUGUGAGCUGUUGCCUUAGGGACAACCUGGUAUCUUCUUCUAAGGCAUUAAGGAUUCUUUAAACACCAUUCUCUGCCUUAGCACUACCACGUUUUUCCAUUUCUUCCGAUUCCUCCCUUCACACCAUUAAAACAGCCACCAUGUCACUCAUCUCAAAUUCUAGGUUUGUCUUCCUUUUAGUCUUCUGUCUAAAACUUGUCCCUGCGUUAGUCUGGACAGCUCUCCAUAUUCCCUUGCAAACUGGUCACUGGUGUCUUGGUUACAUUAAGAACCAACCAGAGCUUUGGCUGCCCCGUUACACACACACACACACACACACACACACACACACACACACACACCCCUUACAGGCAGGGAGGAGAUAAGCCUCCAGCCCCGACAGUGGAGGCUGCUGCAUCCUCAUAUAGUAUCUGUGAAGAAGAAAGCAGUGUGUAUCUCCGAUUAUAUUUCUGCUCAUCUAUAUAUUUUUGACAUGUGGCAACCCCUCCAUCUCAUCAAGGAACUCUGCAUGCCCUGGAUCUCCCCAGGCUCCAGCGGUGAUCCUGCCAGGUGGAAGGAUAUAGCGCCACAGGCUCUUUUGUUACAAGCCCAACAUCCCCCUUGGCACCGCCAGUCAGCAUGGCCCUGUGAGCAGGCUCUCACACUCUCCCGGGCAGGCGGGGCUGAGGUAGGGACUGUGUGCCGGCCCUCCCUCCCUCCCUCCCUCCCUCCUCCCCUUGCCACUUAGCAGUUACCCCCAGCCAUGCCUUCUUCUCCCUCCUUUCCUGGCCCUGACAUAUAUUGUGCCUUAUUUAUGCUGCAAAUAUAACAUUAAACUAUCA
Octodon degus (degu) is the source of this 6458-nucleotide messenger RNA. It is a transcript of the gene Atf7, whose product is annotated as activating transcription factor 7. Gene Ontology annotation, molecular function: DNA-binding transcription factor activity, RNA polymerase II-specific; cAMP response element binding. Bases 133 to 1584 code for a protein of 483 amino acids. The record is from RefSeq and is a predicted model, not a curated record. Lineage: Eukaryota; Metazoa; Chordata; Mammalia; Rodentia; Octodontidae. The transcript has 12 exons. Gene Ontology annotation, biological process: regulation of transcription by RNA polymerase II.